GUACGCUUGGCUAUUGUUAUCAACAGAAUUUUGGCGCGAGCUGAGGGUACGCAAACUUGACUGGUACCAGGACUAGUUGUAAGUCACACGACAGAGCGAAGAGGAAGUGUGUGAUUCGCUUUCGCGAUCGCCGAGUUUUCUUUUUCCGGUGGAGUUGUUAUUCGUAUGGAAGACUGUAGCUUCGGCAGGGAUGUUUUAAAGUGGAAAAGUGCUCAAGCGCCAUUCACACGUGGUUUGAUCUCCAUUUGGAAGUAUGGAGUGUCCGAAGGAAGAGACGAUAGUCAAGCACACCUUGGGUUCGUCGCGGAGAAAUUGUACUUGCAAGAGUUUCGGCUUAAGCAUGUCGAAUCUUCUAUGCCUAUCAUUUUUGCUUAAUAUUGUUUUCGUUGUACUAUUCGUGGUUGUAUUUAUACAACUACAGACCUUACAAACGCGUUUAGAGAAAAUUGAAUCGUCUGUGGUCGAACAACCAACAAAAUUUGCCCCUCUACGAGGCAAUUUGAGUCAAUCGGCGCUUCCUGCCGAACCAACGAAUGUUACAUCUCCCCCGACUCUUCUGAAGAGCAUGCCGUCAAUCCACAUUUCGCGGAGGAGUACUUCGCACACAGAUCCAACGAGGCCAGCAUUUACCGAAGCAAGGAAAAAGAAUUGCAAAGUGAACAAAUGUACUCGUGAGUACUUAAAGAAAAUGGCCAAACGCGAAGUGCAUCAAUUUUUCGGCACCGAAACUCGGGCAAGAACGACAUUUUGUACUGCGUGUAAACUGCCACAAGGUAUGAGAGGCCCACCAGGAGAGCAGGGUCCCCAAGGGGAUCCAGGACCUCCAGGACCAAAGGGUGCAGAGGGACCUCAGGGAGGCCAUGGAAUUCCAGGUGUCCCAGGCCUUGCAGGAGGUCCAGGCCCCAAAGGUCAGAAAGGAGAACCAGGUCCAACAGGUGUUGGUGUUCCUGGGGAUAAGGGAGACAAAGGAGACACAGGAGACCAAGGGCCAGCAGGAAAAAGAGGGCCAACAGGUAAAAGGGGUGAACGUGGACCUCCAGGGGAGAAAGGGGACCCUGGUCCAAGGGGAGAAAAAGGCAGCACAGGCUCAUUAGAGUCAUCGCAGAGGCCAUCAGCACACUUGACAGGCUACACAAGACACACCCAGAAUUCUCCAAGAGCAGGAAUUAUAAGAAACUGGGAAGACGAUCAAGGUCAUGCGCACAAAAUAGGUGGAAUGCAAUACCAAGAUGGAGAACUGGUGAUCUCUAUGUCUGGAAGAUACUAUGUGUACAGCCAAUUGUACUUUCAAGUAGAAGAUGACAGACCACACCUGAUUCAUUAUGUACAUUUAAAUAGAACUGGCAACGCAGAGGUCAUUAUGCGUAGUGUGACAUCACGGUGUCGCGCCAAAAAGUCAAAAGUUUACCUGUACAGCAGCUAUCAAGGUGGAGUGUUUGAGUUGCAAAAUGGCGACCACAUCAUGGUUGGAGUGUCAGAAGAUAACACCCAGGCGAUAGCAAAGUAUGAGUCAGCAAGUUAUUUUGGAGCCUUCCUGAUAUGAAAAUUGGUAUGGAAAAAAAUUGAUUAUUAAUAGAUACUUGUUGUAUUAAUCUUACUUGUAAUUAUGCACUUGCCACACUCACUGCAAGGCUUAUGAGUUUCUCUCUGAAGUAAUACAUGUAUUUUAUCAUGCCCUCGAUUCUUCUUGUUAGAGUUGUCCAAUAUUAGAAUUAAUAAAAAUAACCAUCUGUAGUCCUACAGCUGCUUGGAGUUCUAGCAACAAAGAUCAGCGGUUCACUUUUUUUUUUUGCUUGUGGCAAAUGACACACUACAAAAGGAAGGUACCAGGUAAAACACUGUUCUGUUAUUUUUCAGAACUGAAUCUUUAACUUUCGUGAUUGACACUUGGGGAAGAAUUGACCAAGGUCAGGUAGAUAGACAUAUAAUAGGCUUUGUUGUGCUGCACUUUCACUUGCACCGUGCACUGUAAUACUAACCAAGAAGCACAUGACCAACCAUUUUGGGUUGCAAGUAAAACCGUAAGAUAUCCAAACUGGAAGGAAUAACCUUGGGUUAACUGGUAACAGUUGUUAUGUAUAUUUUAAAUGCGAUCCACUGCAUCAGUAAAGUUUCAGUAGCUCUGUUGAAUUGAUUAGUUUGUUAUCGUACAUCUGCCUUUCAAAAAAACAAGUGAACUCCAAAGGGAAAAAAGUCCAACUCUCAGGGUUUUCCUUAAGAAUCAGUCUAGGUUCUAACUACUGAGGAGGCACUGGAAAAAAUAAUGCACUUAACAUUCAAAUGAACUAACUAAUUUUAACUGUCCGUUAUUGAACAUUGGGUGGUGUAGUGCAAUUUUUCAAGAAUUCUAGUAAUUGUUUGAGUGGUUUUGUGGUUAUGGUUGUCCUGGUCAAGUUUUUUGCUAAGUACUGUCAGCUUUCACAUCUACCGAGAGUAGCCUGAUCAUAAUUGGCAAACCAACGUCCUAAAAUAUUGAAUUGAGACCAAUGUAUGAACUACAUGUACAACUUAGAGAAAUGUAUUGAAGGUAGAGGGUAGUUAAUUGUGAGAUCCCAGGAAUUAAAGCUUUAAACCGUACAAAAUUGUGCUGACGAAAAGCAAAGAUCACUGUAUUUCCCAGCAGGCUUCUUGUAGAGAGAGACCUGUGGAACAAGCCGCAACAUUAUAAUGCUGAAGAUGUGUUCCCAUCAAAAAGGAGAAACAAAAAACAAAAUCCAUGUGGUCAAUUUUCAAUGAGUUAUAUCAUUGGGUAGAUUGUGAUUCUGCAGUUAUUUGGUCAAGUUUGUUGGGCAAGGAUCAAAAGAUUGAAACUUUACUUGGUGCAGUGUUGAUCAGCAUUAAUUUUGCCACUUUUGUGACACAAUUGUUGCCUCUAUCAAGGGGCAGAUGUGUUGAUUAUCAAGUAAUCUUAAUUUAUUAACCGUAAUAACAUGCUAACAUUCACCGUACACGGUAGCCAUUUAUCAUAGAGUUUAGAUCAUUUUAACAUCGGUGUUUUCACUUCACGAAAUUGUUGAAUUUUUAUGUUUGUCACCUAAACUUGGAAUUAUGCAGUAUUUAGUGGACAGCUUCGGUUCUCAGCGUUGGUUACAGCAUACACUGUUUGUGGUUAAGCUUAUUUUGUAGGCAGAUCAAAAUUAGCAGAAUCAUUUUUAGGGUGCUGUGUAAUUCCACAGUUUUGACUCACUACUGCUGUUAGUUAACCUGCACUUGAUUCUGAAAUGAUUAAGUUGACGACGUAUGCUUCCAGUGUUAAAAGUUUUCUUAAAUAGAUAUUCAUUCAAGCUAUCUUUUUUGACAAUCACCCGUAGCCACAUCGUCUUCCUUCCGAGAGGAGGCAGGCCUUCAUUUUAGGUUUAAAUGCUCUUAAUGAUUUCAAUGAUCCAAGCUUUUUUCCAUCUUUCUUCCUCUUAGUAUGUGUUCACUUUUCCUUUUACAAUCAUAUCCUAGCUUAAUGGUAACGACACAGUGAUGCGUUCUACAGAUUCCUAGUGGCAAGUUAUCAAAAAAAAAGCCAAACAGACAAUGAAUUUGAUAUUCCAAUUAUUUUUAUAGACUUCUUUUGCCUAAGCGAACAUUCUAAUUUGUAUUAAUCAGACUUUUUUACUACAAAGGACCAGCCGACACACUUCAGUGUGAAGUUUAAUUAGGACUACUCAUUUUCUACGUGCUUUUUGUAAGAGACUUCUUUUUCUGUUGUUAUGGUUGUUUAUUUUUACCGUAUACUUAAUGCAUUAGUGCUGCAUUCUGUGAACAAAGUGGAUGACCUUCUUCCCAAUCUCAUGUUUUAGUAUCUCCGAUUCGUAAAGUACUAGUAUUUUUAACGUAAAUCUUUAAAUUAAAGCCUAGAAUUAAUUAAUUGAAAACAUUACUGUUCUUUAUAACAAAAAUACAACCCUUACAUAGAAUAAUUAUUUUUGUUACUUAUCUAGGUUAAACUCAGUAUUAAUAUCAACAUACACUCUUCGUAACAACAAGAGCUUGUUGAAGUACUAAUCAGUGUUUCUGUUUAUUAGACGUACUGUUUAAAUGGAAUUUUGAGUAGAAUUAUUUCUAAGAGUAAUCAAGAAAAGGUAAAACUAGAUGAGGUUUCAGUGAGGAAACCUUCAAUAUAUUUUAAUAGUGUAGAUAGUAGUUCCCCUUUAUUAAAAAAUGAAAGACAAACUGAGAUGUAGUUCCAGAUUUCCAGUGGCUUCUUCCUCCCCCUCCUCCUCUCUCCCCCUCCUCACUCUUACGUCUGACGAGAGGGGAUCAUCACAACGAAUGAGAGUUGUUAGACUGUUACCAUCGAAGCGUAUCGGAGAUUCUGGAGGAAGCCAGCUUGAUAUUGUAUCCGUCAAGGGGGUUUAAUUCAUUUUAAUUCAUCCUUUUAUCGAAUAUGCAGAAUACUGAAAUAGUAUUUUAGAAUCUAUACUUGAGAUCAGUCUUGAGUAGUUUCCUCUCUGGGUGUUGUUCAUCCAUGCAUAUCAACCCAGUUCUUAGCAAUUUACUAUUUUUAAACAAAUUUUGACAGUUAAGAUUCACUAGACCCAUUGGGAUGUAAUCAAAUUUUUCUAGUCAUUUUUUAAUAUGCAUUCCUUUGUAAAUUAUUUACAUUAGAGUGGGGAUUUUUGUACAAUAUUUUUGUAUUUUCAAUGUUGCGCAUGCAUAUUUUUGUACAGUGACUUUGUGUUUCCAAGAUAGGUUGUUAAGAAAGUCGCCAACAAAUGUUUUAUUGUGUUUAGAUAGAGGUGGACUGCUUUACUUCAAGCAGUACCAGUGUAUGGUUCUUGGGAACAGUCUCUAAGUGCUUUUAAUUCUUAAAAGCUCCUCAUAUAUCUGUUCUGUACUUUAUAUGUCGAGAUCAGAGGCCAUCACAGGCUGGAAUCCUAACUUUAAACUUCAUUUUUAAAAAAAUCUGCCUUAUGAAUCAACAUCUUUGCGGAAAAAUUUAUUCACACGAGAAAAGACAAAUAAGUUUUUUUUUUUUUUUUUUUUUUUUCCGCGUCGCGUUUUUCAAUUUAUCUUUAUAGUUUAUUUUCACGCCUGUGGUGAUUCUCUUUCUCGCAUCUUCCUUUCGUGAUGAUUGGAAGUUGGUACGAAGCAGAACUGCCAGCUUUAGUUUGCCUUAUGAGUCGAAAAUGAAAUAUACUUGGGCUCGGAUAGUCUUGUAUUACAAAGCUGGUAAUAAAAUGUUGUAUUAUUAUUGA
Molecule: messenger RNA, 5189 nt
Organism: Pocillopora verrucosa
Lineage: Eukaryota; Metazoa; Cnidaria; Anthozoa; Scleractinia; Pocilloporidae
Biological process (GO): immune response
Cellular component (GO): membrane
Molecular function (GO): tumor necrosis factor receptor binding
Source: RefSeq, a predicted model, not a curated record